ACCAAAAGACUGACCUUUGUUUCUGGUGGGAACACAAUCGCAGUUGCUACCUAGUCUAUCAGUUUGAAGGUCAUGUGUUUGUGUCAUUGCAGGGCUGGUGACAGCAGCGGAGCAAUGUCUCAAGCUUGGAAUGCCUCUGUUACAUCAGAACUGCCCCCUGGUGGAAUCAUCGUACCUGUAGUCUUCUCCCUGAUAUUUGCUCUAGGCACAGUGGGAAAUGGAUUAGUUUUGGUUGUGCUCCUGAGGAAUGGCCAAACUAAGUACAAUACAACCAACCUCUUUAUUCUAAACCUGGGGGUUGCAGACUUAUGUUUUAUACUGCUAUGUGUCCCUUUUCAGGCCACCAUAUACACCCUGGAUGGAUGGUUAUUUGGAGCUUUCCUCUGUAAAGCUGUUCACUUCUCCAUCUACUUGUCAAUGUAUGCCAGCAGUUUCACCCUGGCUGCCGUUUCAGUUGACAGGUACCUAGCCAUCCGCUACCCACUCAAAUCCAGAGACCUCCGUACCUCUAGGAAUGCCCUUGCAGCUAUUGCAGUUAUAUGGGCCCUUUCUAUCCUGUUUGCUGGGCCUUACUUGAGCUACUACCAUAUUAUUCUCUAUAAUCAAGUACCUAUCUGUAUUCCUAACUGGGAGGAUCGUAAGAGGAAGAUAAUGGAUGUGUCUACUUUUGUUUUUGGCUACCUCCUUCCUGUGCUUAUUCUUGGUCUCUCCUAUGCUAGAACCAUCUGCUUUCUGUGGACUUCAGUGGACCCUGUAAAAACAGUGUCUGAAUCCAGAAAAGCCAAGCAUAAAGUAACCAAAAUGAUUAUCAUAGUGGCUGUGCUGUUCUGCAUUUGCUGGCUACCUCACCACUUAGUCAUUCUUUGCUUUUGGUUUGGACACUUUCCCUUCAAUAGAGCCACCUAUGCUUUUCGUCUGGUAUCUCAUUGCAUGUCCUAUGCCAAUUCUUGCCUUAAUCCAAUUGUGUAUGCUCUCAUCUCUAAGCACUUUCGUAAGAGAUUUAAACAAGUUUUUACAUGUAUGCUGACUCAGAAACGUGCACGCAAUAAGGUUCAUGCAGUUCAAACUGCCAAUACUGUAGCUGGUUUCUAUGCUGGACACACAGAGGUCACCCAAGUUCAAGAGGAUACUGCACGAAGUGGAAGAGUAGCAAGAGAUGAAGUUAUUGAGGGUCUUAGUUCAGAAGAGUCAACAAGUCACAGGGUGGUUGGUGGAAGCUGGGGAACACGGUUGCCCAAGGCUGUUGGCUUUACAACACAAACAACAUAGACUUGCGAAGAACAAAGGAAUACCAAAUGAAGUCUCAAAGCAGCAUCACAGAAGGAGUUAACAAAGCUCUGCUGGUAGCUGAUCCUAAUUCAUCUACAAUUGUAGGGUCUGACUGUAGACUAAAGGAUGUUCUAGCUUCUUUACGUACCUCUCUCAACAUCACUUAUAUUGUAUCUGCUUUGGAUAAGAUCUGACAUGGAUGUGUAAGGCGCUGGUCUACACAAGAGAAUAUUGGGGGAAUUAUAUUUGUCUCAGAAAAAGCCCAGAUCAUUUUUUCUGUGGUUUACAUUUUUCAUUCCUUACGUUGUCUUUUUGAUGAAACAUCAAUUGAUGGUAUGCAAUUGUAACUAUAUUACUCUUGGACUGUAUAAUGCUGAUAAGAUUUUGCAAUGACGCAGGCAAUUUAUGUGCAAUUCCAACAUAUAUUAUUUUUACAAAAACAUGCAAUUUUCUUCUUGGAAGUAUAUCCAAACAAUCAGGUUUCAGAAAGACCUGCUUUAUCUUUAUUGUCAGCUAAAUGUGGUAAAUGUAAACACAUACCCAGUUUUCAUGCCAUAGACCCCAAACACAGGUGAAUUCAUAGUAAAGGGAAAUGUGAUUUUAUUAUGUAGCACUACCCCUGGAAGAGCUGCUGGUUAAAUUUUGGGUUUGCACGUUACCUCUGUAGCUUCGUUGUCAGGAUGGGAGAGUCCAUAAUAAAUGCAAUGUCCAGACAGAUGUAAAACCUCCAACAGUUAGGCUUUAUUUCUUUUACUGCAUGGUAAUUUGGAAUAGGGAAAGUAGGUGGGAGGAGAAGGGCUGGGUAAGGUUCAGGCACACGGUACAGAAUAAAUCACUCUCAGCUAUUGAGUGGGUAUUG
Molecule: messenger RNA, 2128 nt
Organism: Rana temporaria (common frog)
Lineage: Eukaryota; Metazoa; Chordata; Amphibia; Anura; Ranidae
Gene: GALR3
Product: galanin receptor 3
Exons: 3
Coding region: 73-1269 (398 amino acids)
Biological process (GO): G protein-coupled receptor signaling pathway
Cellular component (GO): membrane
Molecular function (GO): G protein-coupled receptor activity
Source: RefSeq, a predicted model, not a curated record